CUUCUCCUCAAUUGACAUUUGCUGUGGAGUUGGAUCAGCUGGAUAUCCGUAUUUUUCUAAAUGAGCGUGAAAUGAACCUUGAGUCACCAGAUGAAGUUUUUAAGGAUCUUCAAUCAUCCGGAGACCCUGUAUACUUUGCACUAACUGCAGUGGAGGCACUUUACCCUCCCUAUUUGAGGAAGGUGGAUAUGGUGUUUGAGGGAAGGGUUGCCAGUUGUUGUAUCCUUUUGUUAGAGCAGCUACUUAGACUUUCCCCACAGAUUCAACCUUCUGCAAAAAGUGGAGCACUGAAACUUGCUAGUGAAUGGAAGGCAAUUAUUGAAACUGGAAAUGUGUUGGAGGUCUUGGGCUUCUUGUAUCUUUUGGCGUCCUUUGACUUGGCUUCUGCAUUUGACGUAAAGGAGGUGAUGAACUUUGUAGAGAUUGUUGCUCAGAAUCAGAAGACACCUGAAUUGUGUCGUCUUCUUGGUUUGACAGAUAAAAUCCCUGAGAGAAUAUGUAUUGGGUUAAUGCAACAUUUCGAGGGAAAAAUUCUAUCGGUAGGAGGGAAGGGCCAGGGGGAAGGUCUGCUUAAGUGUGUUGGUGGUUGUCUUAUUUCUCCAGGCUGGAGCUCAAAUAAUUUGGGAGGAGGCUUUAUCAUUGGUCUCACUAAAAAGAAGCGGUAUCUUCUUGCAUUUGAAUAUGUUUAUGAGUUCAAUCUGGUUGAUAAAAUUCCACCCAUAGCUCUAGUGAAGAAGCAUGUCUCACAUUCAAAGCAGGUAGCUAAAACAUUGUGUAAUGACGGACAAAAUACUCCUGAGGCACAAAUUAAGGCUUUGGUGAAUGAAAUCUCCGCUCUUAAAUCUGCUAUCAAGUCCAUCAUAGAUCGUGGUCUUGAACGUGAAUACUCACCUAAUCAACUCAGACAAAGAGUUAUACAGCUGGAAAGCCGUAGGGCAAACUUGAAGACUUCAUUGUCCGCACCAAUUUCAGAGGAAUUGCCAAACUGGACCCAAGCAAAGAACUGUCUUCUGCUCAAAAGGCUGAGGUGAAAGAAAAGGACAAUGAGAAACCACCUCUUUCAGAUGAUGCCAUCAUCAAUGAGGCUCGAUUGCCUUCACAAAAUAAGUCGCGAAGGUUGGCUCUUCCGGAAACAACCCAUAAUUUUCAACUUGCUAAUGGUCAAAACUUCCACUCAGUCUAACCAUCUUCUAAGCACUGCAGUGGGCUUGUAUACUGGAAGUUAUGGACGUCAGAUAAGGCCAUUGUAGCCUGGGAGGCUCAACUCAUGUCAACUACUUGGAUGGUUACUUAAAGGUUGCUGCAAGUAGGAAUAUUUUGCAUCCUGGCUUUCUUCAAGUCACUUUGGGAUGGUCUAUAAUGGCUUUUUACCAUUGUGGAGUGCUGGAGAGAGCAGCCUUUUACUGAGUUGCAGUUUUCUAACAAAUUCCGGUGUACGGAAAACCACUCCUAUUCAGAAGAUGGAAUUUUCAGUAGUAUAGGUCUACUAAUGGCAUCUACCUUCUAACCAUUUUUUGAAGUUAUGUUGGUACCAAUGCCUAACAACUGCAACACCACCCUCCUGGAUUUUAGAUGGUAGCUAGCUUACUCCAGCAUAUUUGGAGAUUGACCAGUUGUUAGGCUUUCCUGUGUAGUUUAAUCAUCAUUUUGUGUAGGUCUUUCGGUAUUCACUCGGAUGAAAUCCACAAGGGGAUUCUUUUGUUCUGCUCACUGAAACAUGCACCAGGCCAAUGGCCUUUUGGACAGUUGAAACUUCAUCGUUGGAUCAAGGAUUGAACACAGUUGUUUUUGAAAGAAAAGUGGUCAUUUGUUUUGGGCA
This is a messenger RNA of Coffea arabica (coffee), 1819 nucleotides long. RefSeq lists its product as uncharacterized. Lineage: Eukaryota; Viridiplantae; Streptophyta; Magnoliopsida; Gentianales; Rubiaceae. The record is from RefSeq and is a predicted model, not a curated record.